ACCAUUGAUAUCGGCAUUCGGCAUAUCGCACAAUAUUGGUUCAACUUGUUUAAUUUAUAAUUAUAAUAACUUCAGACUUCAUAAUAGAUCUUCAAUCGUAUUUCAUGAAAUACUACAAUUUCACCUGAUAGAAGCACACGGAUAAAACAUAACAUGCAUAAUAUGUUUAAGAGUAGAAAUAGUAGAGUACAAGAUUAUGACAAUCAUGUUGCUUCUAGUUUCAGACGUCCCAGCAAUGAAGAUGAAGAUGAAGUUAAACCGUCAGAAAAGGUUUACAAUGAAAACAGUCCACUUUUCAAUAAGACAGUUCCUAAAACUAUAAUAAUAGCUCAACAAAUAGCUGCUGAGAGCUUAGAAACUCAAUUAAAUACUCAAAAAAGAAAUCAGUAUUUAGCUGCAUUAAUUGCCACUAUUGGAGGGUUCAUCAUGGGUACGACACUUGGAUGGACAGCUCCCGCAGGCCCAAUGAUGGAAAACGGCCAAUACGGGUUCCAAAUUACUGUAGAAAAUAUUUCAUGGAUAGCAUCGGUCAUGCCACUUGGUGCCAUGCUUGGAUGUCCAGUUAUGGCUGGUCUAGUCAACAAAUUAGGACGUAAACAUCUAAUGAUAAUGUUAACCAUGCCUACGCUUAUUGGUUGGGCAAUGAUAUUAUGGGCUAAAUCUGUGAUAUGGAUCUGUGCAGGAAGAUUUUUAACCGGAUUUUCUAGUGGAUCUUACUCUGUUAUUGUACCUUUGUACACUUCAGAAAUAGCCGAAAAGGAAAUUCGUGGUACUUUAGGGACUUAUUUUCAGUUACAAGUUAAUGCAGGAAUUUUGUUCACCUAUUUAAUAGGAUCCUAUUUUAAUGUAUUUAAUCUAUCUGUUGCGUGUGCAAUAGUUCCAGCGAUUUAUAUAUGCUUGAUGUUUUUAAUACCAGAAAGUCCAAUUUUCUAUCUUAUGAAAGGAAAUGUUGAAAAAGCUCAAUUAUCGCUAAAAUUUUUCCGUAAGCCUGUUGUUCAUGUACAACAAGAAUUAAAUACCAUGCAGAGUGCAUUAGCUAAAGUAUAAACACAAAUAUAAGAUCACAAAUU
This is a messenger RNA of Diuraphis noxia (Russian wheat aphid), 1070 nucleotides long. RefSeq names its product facilitated trehalose transporter Tret1-like. NCBI's taxonomy places the organism in Eukaryota, Metazoa, Arthropoda, Insecta, Hemiptera, Aphididae. Gene Ontology annotation, cellular component: membrane. Gene Ontology annotation, biological process: carbohydrate transport; transmembrane transport. Gene Ontology annotation, molecular function: sugar transmembrane transporter activity. The record is from RefSeq and is a predicted model, not a curated record.